AGCAAAACUGAGCGCAGAUAUUCGGUAGCGCUUCUCAGUUCAAGCGCAGGGUCCCAGUCGUGCGAUCUCAGUCGCGCAAGACCGUGAGCGCUUGUUCGCGCCGCGUACGCGCACCGGCGAAUACCCAGCAAGGCCCAGAGAGGCCCAGGAAGGCAUUCCCAGCCGCCGGCGCGCGCGGACACUCACGCGCUUCGCGGCGUAGAACAAGACGCGCCAGCGCCGCGCGAGCCAAGCAGAGAAUCGAUAAAAAAACCACAGCGCGACAUGGGCUGCUGCCCGUCAAAAAACACGACAGAUGUGCCGCCCGUCCAACUGGAGCCCCAACUAGAGCUCGAAGCGUUGCUCGCGGAAGCCGUCCGGGCGGGCCUGCUCGACCGCCGCUCCGCCGCCGAGACGAGACGACGAGUUGAAACGGGAGAAGUCCACGUAACUGAAGUAACAACGACCUGGCGCGAGAUCCUGGGCCUGGACGCCGCGGACCACGCCGCCGCCGACGCGCGGGAGCGGGCCUGGCGAGCUCGAGGGGCGCGCUCGUUGAGAAACAGGGUGAGGAGUCGCUCGCUCGUCGCUUCGGCACAUGACGACAUGUCGAGCGAGGACACGGCCUCCGUCGAAUCGAGGGAGGACUCCUCCUCUGACAGUGACGAGGAGGACACGAUCGGACGGACGCGAGAUGUGAGAAGGUUGUCGUUCCUGCGGAGGCUGACACGAGGCUCCGCCCGAUUUGAUAACACGGAAGCAGGCUGGGUCGAGUGCAAGGUCGUGGCCUGCGGCCAAUUUGGUUUAGGUGUCUUGCAGGACGACGGCGUGACGCCCCUACAAAAUUCGCCGAGACUGCAAGCGGGAGACGUCGUGCCAGGUUUAGUGGAGGAUUGUCAGGGCGAUUUGCUGCGCAUCCGGUUGCCGGACGGGAGAGAAGGCUUGGCGCCGCGGCAACGCAUGGAGGACGAUCGUCUACGGAUCUUGAUCGCGCCGCGCGCGUCGGUGCCCGAUAGACCUGAGAGGAGUAGUGCGGACCUUUCGCAGAAGCUGGCGACGCUACGGGAGGCGUGUGCUUCCCUCGCCAUUCCUUGGAGUAGGGGCCACGUCGACGUCAAGUGUAAACGUUCUGCGGUUGCCGAGACGGCUCUGGCCAUAGCGUCAUCCAGGCCCGCUCGCGACUUUCGGAAGACGUGGAGGUUUGAAUUAACUGGUGAGAGGGGCAUGGACGCCGGCGGCGUGGCGCGCGAGUGCUGGGCCCAUGUCGCGGAGGGGGUCUUCGCCGACGAGUCGCGGUGGCGCCUCGCGGCGACGGACGACGUCGCGCUCCAGAUCAGACCGCAGACCGACGCGGCCGAGACGAAGCGCUACUACCGCUCUUGUGGAAGAUUAGUCGCGAAGGCGUUGUUUGAUGGGCAGGUCCUGCCCCAGUGCCGACUAGCAAGACCGCUCCUCAAACACAUUCUAGCACUACCCGUGACCUUCGACGACCUCGAGCUCGUCGAUGCGGCAUUAUAUCGAUCGUGCAGAGCUGUGGUGGAUGAACCGAACGCGGAGCGACUCUGCCUCACGUUCACGUUCCGGGACCGGGACGGCGGCGAGACCGUGGAGCUAGGUCCCAAUGGUUCUGAGAGAGACGUGACCGACGCCAACAAGGACGAGUACAUCGCACGGUUAUUUAGACACGCGGUGCUCGAGCAAAUUGCAAGGCCAUUGGCCGCGUUCCUGCGCGGGUUCUACGACGUCGUGCCCUUGGCUUGCUUGAGUGCAGCGGCUCUCGAUGCGUCGGAUCUCGAAUUAGCUAUUGCUGGGUUGGAUCACGUCGAUGUGGAUGACUGGAAGAGUCACACUACUUACUCCGAAGGCUACUCGGCGACGCAUGCGUCCAUAAAGCACUUCUGGGCCUACGUCGAUUCAUUACAAUUGGAGCGACGGGCGAAACUUUUACAAUAUGUCACUGGAACGUCAAGGGUCCCAGCAGGGGGGUUCUCGCGCUUGCAAGGUCGAGAUGGGGACGCCAAGGCGUUUGAGUUAAGGUUACGUGCAGGAGGCGAUGCGGAACUGCCCUGCGCGCACACGUGCUUCAACCGCCUGGACCUGCCGGCCUACUCGUCUCUGGCGAAGGUGGGGGCAGUGUUCGACGCGCUCUUGGCGGGGGACGUGCUCGGGUUCUCCGACGACUGAUGUGGUGUGUAAUGUACAUUCUUGUC
This is a messenger RNA of Pelagomonas calceolata, 2189 nucleotides long. The record is from the annotation of a GenBank genome assembly. NCBI's taxonomy places the organism in Eukaryota, Pelagophyceae, Pelagomonadales, Pelagomonadaceae.